Cotesia glomerata is the source of this 1434-nucleotide messenger RNA. It is a transcript of the gene mRpS10, whose product is annotated as 28S ribosomal protein S10, mitochondrial. The transcript is spliced from 6 exons. Lineage: Eukaryota; Metazoa; Arthropoda; Insecta; Hymenoptera; Braconidae. The record is from RefSeq and is a predicted model, not a curated record. Gene Ontology annotation, cellular component: mitochondrion; mitochondrial small ribosomal subunit. Bases 142 to 693 code for a protein of 183 amino acids.
CCAUUUAAAUAAUUAGAGAGUCCAUAACCUAUAACAACAAUCAACACUUAAAAUAUUUUGUUUGAACAAAUAAAAUUAUUCAGCGUUAGUAGUUUAAUAAUAUUUUUUAAAAUUAAUUAUUAUAAUUGUUAAAAUAUCAACAUGUUUUUAUUGAAGAAUAUCAGUCAAUCGCAAAAUGUAUCCGCCGGAAUACAAAUAAAAGCUCUUGUUCAACAAAUGACCUGUCAAAGAUUUUUAGCGACCGCUCUGGCGACGAAUGAUACACCUAGAUAUGAUAAAUUGUAUAAGAAAGUUCAAGUUGAAGUACGAGGGAAUGAACCGGCAGUGUUGACGAGCUACGGGACAUUUGUCAGCGCUGCAGCUUCACAUCUGGGAAUUGAAAUGACUAGAAAUACACAGCCAAAAAAAGCAAUCCAUGAACGUUACACUGUUUUAAAAUCAGCAUUUGUUCACAAGAAACAUCGAGUACAGUAUGAAUUCAGAACGUAUUAUCGGUAUAUGGAUUUUGAAAAGCUCACAGAAUCAACCACUGAUACAUUUUUAGAAUAUAUACAAAGAAAUUUACCCGAGGGAGUUGCUAUGAAAGUCACCAAGACUGAAAUUAAACCACUUUUUGAGUCAGUUCGUGAACCUCUAGCUCAAGAUACAGCGCCCAGCUCCCCGUCUACUGAAGUAACGGAAAAACAGUCGUGAGACAAUAAUAUUAUUAAUUUGUUUUAUUGUUAUAAUUUCACUUUUCAUCUUGGUGCGUCGUUGCUCAGCCCGUUGAAAUACUUCAGGAAAUCCAUUUUUUUUCCUGAACAACAAAGGCUCUGAUUUUCUUUGUCUCAUAAUAUUAACAGUCUUGACUGGGCUGUCUGUUGUAAUUUUUCCCCGUAAGCGAUUUUUACGAUCUCUCUCAACCCGAGAAUUAUAAUUUAAUUGCUGCCUACUGUUCAUUAUUCGAUUUACAUUCGGAUUAUUAUCUGUAAUGCUUUUUCCUCCUGUAUUUUUAAGAGUAUCAACACGUGGUACUGUUUUCCGAUGAUUUCUUAUCAACUCAACGCUUGAUACGCAGCUACGGAGAACAUAGUCAUUACCUACAGCCAUAAAAAUAAUUUAUAUAUUUAUCAUUAAUUCUAAGAAUAAUUAUUAAUAAACUUACCAACGAUUGAUGAAAUAUUUUGAGGAUAAAUAUCGGUUAUUAACAAAGAUAAAAAAAUACUUGACAGAAUAAAAUAAUUUUUCAUGAUUGAAGAAAAAUUGUGUAAACAAUAACAAAACGAUAGCGAGAGUUGUAUUGCUAAGAGCGCACAGUCAGAGAAACUAAUGAAGACUGUGUCGAGCCUGAAGGUUUUGUACACUCUUCGCAACUUGUCAAUCACUGCAAAUUGACGGGGAUGCGUAAAAUCACCAAGGCAUAAAGUAAUAAUAUUUUAUUGUCAUUUUAGAUUA